This is a messenger RNA of Rhopilema esculentum, 2246 nucleotides long. Its product is annotated as 3'-5' exoribonuclease 1. Lineage: Eukaryota; Metazoa; Cnidaria; Scyphozoa; Rhizostomeae; Rhizostomatidae. The record is from RefSeq and is a predicted model, not a curated record. Gene Ontology annotation, molecular function: 3'-5'-RNA exonuclease activity; nucleic acid binding.
CUUGAUACCCUGUGAUAGACUUCCAAGGAAAAAUGCAUUGCGCGCAUUACCUAAACAUUGGGAAAUGGCGGAAAAAUAUACUUGGAGAGCGCCAAAGCAAGAUUCAAUCGAGUCUGAUGAUUCUGAAAAUGAAAGUCAGAGCAAAAGCAUCAGUAAAGCUAAAACAUGCGAAACCAACGGCGGUCCAAAAGUCGAUUCUGUGCAGCCGCUUCAAAGGGAACCACGUAAAUUCACUCAUCCUGUAUAUAAAACAAUUUCGAAAUGCAACAAUCUGGUGAACCAUAUGGAAACGGAGGAAAUAUGUCGGAAACUCGCAGAAUGUGGAUUGAAUGGAGGGGGAUCGCAUGAAGUAGUCUCUAAAAGACUCAAGAACUGGUUAAAAGCAAGAGAGCUGAGAGAAGCAAAUAUGAAUCAGACACAAAAUCCAAUAGAUUUUAUCAUUGUUAUAGAUUUUGAAGCGACCUGUGAAAAAGACAAUCCUCCAAAUUUUAUACAAGAAAUAAUCGAAUUUCCAGCAGUUUUGGUUGAUGUUCACACAAGACAAAUAGUUUGUCAGUUCCAUUCAUACUGCAGACCAACUAUUAACAGUCAGCUGACAAACUUCUGUAAAGACCUCACUGGCAUAACACAGAUUAUGGUUGAAAGUGCACCUAGAUUCCCAACAGUUCUGAGAAGAUUUGAUGAAUGGGUCAAAACAGCAAUUGCACCUGGCAGCACAUUUGCAAUUUUAACAGAUGGACCAUGGGACAUAGCGAAAUUCCUAAAAGUUCAAUGCAAGCAGAGCAAAUUGGAGAUGCCAUAUUACUCCAAUAGGUGGAUAAAUAUCCGCAAACACUUUAGAAACUACUAUAAAACAGACAAAGUGAACUUAGAGGGCAUGCUGGAUUAUCUAGGCAUGAAAUUUCAGGGCAGGCCCCAUAGUGGUAUAGAUGACACAUUCAACAUAGCAUGCAUAGCCAUCCAACUAUUGGAAGAUGGAUGUGACUUGCGAAUUAAUGAAACAUUUUUGUAAGGUGCUAUGCAAGAAUAUCUUGUUGGGUGUUAAAAAUAAUUACCAAAUCAUUACAACAUGUUGGGUAAAGGGUAAAGUAGGCUGUCUAUUGCAGCCAAACAAUAGAUUUAUUGGCUUUAUUGUUUCAAGAAUGGCACAGCAUCCGUAAAUGACCAGUCUCUGCGAAGUUUACAGAUUUGUUUGUUAUAUAGGCAUAAAAAUAUCUGCAGAGCAUUGUACAUAAUACAGGUACCUAUCUUCUACAAAACAGAAGCACCCAAUUAGUGAAAAAAACUUUGGAUAAAGGAGAAAGACUGAUUGCUCUCAUUAUCAAGGUAAUUAGCUAAAGCAGAAGAAACUUACCCAUUGGAAAUUUUGUGCAAAUGGUAAAGCUUGUGGAUAUAUGUCUACCUGCGAGAAUGACAAAAUAUUAUCUUAUUGAAUUGUAAAGCCAUUUGGCAGCAUGCCUCAAAACAAGCUUGAUGCCCCUGCUUAAAACUUCCUCUUGGCUGAAGAAAUGCCCCCUCCCUGCCAACACUGAUUUUAAACAAGAUUUUAAACAACAUCUACAAAAAACGGAUCAUCUCUAGUUUAGAAGUUUUAUACACCAUUCAUUCUAAAGACCAAUGAAAAUUGCAAUAAAAUUUUGACAGCUUGGAGGCUUCUUAUUCACACCCUUUUUGAGAGGUUGAGAAGAAUGAAAACCUUAGAAUCUGGGAAUAUGGUACUUUGACUAAUUCUAUGGGUACAGCAUUAUCAUUACAGGAAACACAAGAUAUUAUAAACAAGUAGCCCGCUAUCUGCUUCGCAGUGAAAUGUAAGCAUGGUGAAUUUGGCUUUCAUUUGGCUUUCAUUUCAGCAAAUAGAAGCUAGUGUCCUACUUUUUUGGCAAAACUUGGAUAGGUAUUUAUCUAGCUCCUUGUAGAACAAAACAGCUGUUAUUCUAUGAUAAUAAUAAAUUGUUCAUAAGUGAAAUGUUUUCAAAUCUGAGAUUAGAAUCCCAUUCUACCUGACAUAAAAGGGUACAAAUGUUACCUGUCACUAUAAAAUAUGAGCGGUUUCAAAGGCAGUGUGCAAUUACAGACUGUAGUUGCACUCCCAGGAUUGUUUGCUGAUUGGUAUAGAUAGAGAUAAACCCCCUUGAAGCAUGCUACUAGUAGAGACACACUGCCUGUAAUAUCAAUGCUUUAAUAUCUUAUAUCUUAUAGCUGUUAAAUUUGCUAAUGAAAAAAUGUGAUUAUAACAAAACUUUCAA